AUGGGAGCAAAUAGCAGCAGCAUCAGUGAGCUUCCAGAAAAUGAGUACUUAAAAAAGUUAUCAGGAGCAGAGCCCAUCUCCGAGAAUGAUCCGUUCUGGAAUCAGCUGCUGUCUUUUAGCUUUACCACUCCAACAAACAGUGCUGACUUAAAGCUCUUGGAAGAAGCCACAGUCUCAAUCUGCAAGUCUUUAGUUGAGAAGAAUCCUCGAACAGGAAACCUUGGGUCAUUGAUUAAAGUCUUUCUUUCUAGAACCAAAGAGUUAAAAAUUUCAGCAGAAUGUCAGAAUCACCUCUUUAUUUGGCAAGCUCACAAUGCACUGUUUAUUAUUUGCUGUUUGCUGAAAGUAUUCAUCAGUCAAAUGUCAGAGGAGGAGCUGCAACUUCAUUUUACUUAUGAAGACAAAGCACCGGGCUCAUACGGAACAGAAUGUGAGGACCUAAUAGAAGAAUUGCUGUGUUGCCUCAUCCAGCUCAUUGUUGAAAUUCCCCUCUUAGAUAUUACAUACAGCAUUUCUUUGGAAGCUGUGACAACACUCAUCGUCUUCCUCUCCUGCCAGUUAUUCCGCAAAGAAAUUCUGCGAGAGAGCAUCAUCCACAAACACCUGAUGCGUGGCCGAUGUCUCCCAUACACCAGCAGACUUGUGAAAACUUUACUAUAUAAUUUCAUUAGACAAGAAAGAAGCCCUCCUCCAGGGACCCAUGUCUUUCAGCAGCAAAGUGAUGGAGGAGGACUGCUUUACGGAAUUGCAUCUGGGGUGGCAACUGGCCUGUGGACAGUCUUCACGCUCGGUGGGGUGGGCAGCAAACCAACGCCGCAGCUGGAGCAGUGUUCCCCUCUAGCUAACCAGAGCCUACUGCUGCUGCUGGUCUUGGCCAAUCUCACCGAUGCUCCAGAUACGCCGAAUCCCUACAGGCAAGCUAUUAUGUCCUUCAAGAACACCCAAGAUAGCACUGCUUUUUCAUCAUCAAAUCCACAUGCUUUCCAGAUUAAUUUUAACAGCUUAUACACAGCUUUGUGUGAGCAGCAGAAAUCUGAUCAAGCGACUCUUCUUUUAUACAUGCUUCUGCAUCAAAAUGGCAACGUACGGACAUACGUGUUGGCACGAACGGACAUAGAAAAUCUUGUUCUGCCAAUUCUUGAGAUUCUGUAUCAUGUUGAAGAAAGGAAUUCACACCAUGUUUACAUGGCUCUGAUCAUUCUGCUGAUCCUUACAGAGGAUGAUGGCUUCAACCGAUCCAUUCAUGAAGUGAUAUUGAAAAAUAUCACCUGGUAUGCUGAGCGUGUCUUAACAGAGAUCUCACUUGGGAGUCUCCUGAUAUUAGUUGUGAUAAGAACCAUCCAGUACAACAUGACACGGACAAGGGACAAAUACCUUCAUACAAAUUGUUUGGCAGCCUUAGCAAAUAUGUCAGCACAGUUCCGCUCGCUUCAUCAGUAUGCGGCUCAGAGGAUCAUCAG
Molecule: messenger RNA, 1460 nt
Organism: Nestor notabilis (Kea)
Lineage: Eukaryota; Metazoa; Chordata; Aves; Psittaciformes; Psittacidae
Gene: DYM
Product: dymeclin
Exons: 12
Biological process (GO): Golgi organization
Cellular component (GO): Golgi apparatus
Source: RefSeq, a predicted model, not a curated record